AUAUUACAGGUGUAUUACCAGAAGAAUAUUCAGGUGUAUACCAUAUAUGUAUAUACAGCACACUCGACUUUUCCAGAACAAAAGGAGACAUAGUGUUGUGUGUAUGGUGUUGUCUGUUCUUUCCGGUGAGUGCUAGAUGGGGAGAAAUCCUUGUUGCUCUAAGGUGGGCUUGAACAGAGGUGCAUGGACUGCUACCGAAGAUAAAAUUCUCACAGAAUACAUUAAGCUCAAUGGUGAAGGCAGAUGGGGAAAAAUCUCCAAAGAAGCAGGCUUGAAGAGAUGUGGGAAGAGUUGUAGGCUUCGCUGGUUGAAUUAUUUGAGGCCAGACAUCAAGAGAGGGAACAUAUCACAUGACGAAGAAGAACUCAUCAUUAGGCUUCACAAGCUCUUGGGAAAUAGGUGGUCUCUGAUAGCCGGGAGGCUUCCAGGACGAACAGACAAUGAAAUAAAGAAUUACUGGAACACAAACUUGGGCAAGAAGAUACAUCUUGACCACCAUAACUUUGCUUCAACUUGUAAUCCCUCAAACCAGUAUUUCAAUAAGAAGGAUAAGAAGAAGACCCCCACGGCCUCACCCUCACCCUCACCGGUGAUGUUCAAAACAAAGUCACAACUGAACAAUGACUCACUGGUGCCCCAGACCAACGCAACAAAGUGCUCAAAGGAUUUUAUUAGUCCACAACCACAAAAAACUGAACCUAUUGACACCAACAUUGUAAUGGGAGGACAACCAAAGGUUAAUGACACUUCCAUUGUUAGAUGGAUCGAAUCAAGCUCUUACCACGAGACACUGUCAUUCACUCGCGAAGAAGAUUCUUCCUCUGAUUUUAUGUUGGAUGUUAUUAUGGGGGAGGUUUGCUUAUCAGAUCUACUCAACUCGGAUUUUUCAGGCAUGUGGGACUUCAAUUCUAACAAUAAUGGUAACUAUUUAUCACCUUCUUCAGAAGGACCUUCAUUGUUCAGCAAGGAAAUGCAGGAGAGCUGGGCAGUAAAUGAGCAUGCUCAACCAAAGUGGGGUUCAAAUCACCCUGUUUUUGCUUCUUUUCUCGACUCCGGCGAAGAUUGGCUAGCAAAAUUUAAUUAAUUAUAAUCUGCCCGAUAUAGAAGGGAAAAAAUUUAUAUUGUAUGUAUAUAUUUAUUACUCUGAUGAUUCAAGUCUAGCUAAUAUAUAAUUGUUUUUCUUCUCUAGUGGUAAUUUAUGUUUUGUUCUUAAUAUGUAGGGAAAAUUUAAUUAAGACUACAAUUUAAUAUAGUGAUUAAAAGGAAGACCACUUUUAUUGGA
Molecule: messenger RNA, 1282 nt
Organism: Cornus florida
Lineage: Eukaryota; Viridiplantae; Streptophyta; Magnoliopsida; Cornales; Cornaceae
Product: transcription factor MYB1-like
Exons: 3
Coding region: 137-1084 (315 amino acids)
Source: RefSeq, a predicted model, not a curated record